AUGCUUGAUGCUCGCUUAUCAAAAAUAAGACAAAAAACAGCAAUUAGAUUCAUAGAAAAUGAGAAUGAAAGCAAAGUUGGAGAAGAUCACAUCCAUAUCAGAACUGAUUAUAGUGAUUCUCAUAAUUGUUAAAAUUGUUAGAAACAACAAUUAAUAAUCAACGAAUUAAAGGCAUAAAUUUUGGAGAAUUAGAAACAAAUUGGCAUUUUGUAGAUAGAGAAAGACAUCAUAUAAAAAAAAGAAGAAUAAACGAUAAAGUUAUUGAUUUAAGAGAUUGAAAAAACAAAAUUAGAUUAAAAAAAGUAUUCAUUUGAGUUACAGCAAUCAUUAAUUUAAUUUGUUAAUGACAAUGUUCUUAAAUAGAGUCAAACUCCAUCAUCAUAAGAUAAAUCAGACUAACAAUGUGUUUUGAAUAGUCAACUGAAAUAAAUCAAAGAGGAAAAUGCUAAUUAUGCUAAACUUUUACAUUAAUAGUACGAUUUCUCAAUUAAUAUAAAUAUUAAAUUCGUACAAUUAUCAAACUCUUUAAAUACAUUAAUUAACUUGAUUCAAAAAUAUACAAAAAUCAUAACUCAUAUCCAAAUGCAAAGUUCACCAUAACUAGAUUUGCUACUACCUGGUCCCCUUGAAGAUCACGUGAAAUAGGAUCAUCAACAAUAGUUACUUUUCAUUGAUUUACAUGAUAUGACAUCUAAAAUACAAUAGAUUUAGAUUGGAUCCUUAACAGAUGUGCAAUAGAAGAUAGAAACAUUGAUCCAAUUAGUAGCUGAUUACUUUACUUAGGCUUAAAGAAUAGCAAUAAAUGAUAUGAGUAGAACCAUGAUAUGA
Messenger RNA from Paramecium tetraurelia, 828 nucleotides. RefSeq lists its product as uncharacterized. The record is from RefSeq and is a predicted model, not a curated record. NCBI's taxonomy places the organism in Eukaryota, Ciliophora, Oligohymenophorea, Peniculida, Parameciidae. The transcript has a single exon.